This is a messenger RNA of Trichoderma breve, 1098 nucleotides long. RefSeq names its product ankyrin repeats (3 copies) domain-containing protein. NCBI's taxonomy places the organism in Eukaryota, Fungi, Ascomycota, Sordariomycetes, Hypocreales, Hypocreaceae. Bases 1 to 1098 code for a protein of 365 amino acids. Gene Ontology annotation, cellular component: cytoplasm. The transcript is spliced from 2 exons. The record is from RefSeq and is a predicted model, not a curated record. Gene Ontology annotation, molecular function: protein binding.
AUGGAUGACGUUGAGAUCAAUACAAAAGACGACUUUAAUAAAACCCCGCUCUUAUGGGCCACUGCGGGAGAACAUACAGAGGUAGUCAAACUCUUACUGGAUAGCGAGAGUAUUGAUUCCCACACAGUGGAUAAUUUUGGCCAAAGUCCACUAUGGUGGGCAGUCGAGACGGAGAACGAGGUGGUAGUUGAAUUACUAUUCCAUCGAGACCCCAAUAUUCGAAACAAUAUCAGUCAAACAAUACUAAGGAAGGCUCUACAUAAGGGAAACAGAAGAAUGUUCGAGGCACUCCUGUCGAAAAGCGAUGUCGAUCUUAACGCGGUAGACGACGAUGGCCAGACACUUCUAUUAUGGGCUACUAAGCGCGGGGACGCUGUCACGGUUAAAACGCUUUUGGCUCUAAACAAGAGCUUUGACGUAAAUACGCAAGGCCAAGAACCUCGAACUCCGCUGUGGUGGGCUGUAACUAUGGGAAAUGAGGAGAUAACCAGGCUACUUCUUUGCUCAGAGGGCGUUGAUAUCAAUAGCAAAAGCAUUCACGGGCAGACGCCUCUAUGGUGCGCUAUUAGUACGGGGCGGUUAUCGAUUCUUACGAUAUUGCUGAGAGAGGAAGGAAUCAAAGUUAAUGGGAUAGACCGCUCUGGCCGGACGCCACUCUUGCUAGCUGAGUACUACCGAUGGCAGAGCAGGACUUUGCGUGAAAAAGAGACAGCUGCGAAUGGAGCUGAAAAGAUCAUUGAUUUGUUGCUUCUUAAAUGCAUUAAUGUUAAUGCAGUAGACGCUGCUAGCCGGACUGCGUUGGCAAUAGCGGCAAAGAAGGGACAAAGCGGGGUGGCUGAACGUCUACUGACUGUGGAAAACAUCGAUGUGACACUCCAAGAUAAAGAUGGUGCAACAGCUCUAUGGCAUGCGGUUGACAACCGAUCCGAGUCAAUAGUUUCACUCUUACUCGCUCAUGCUGAUAAUGAAGUUAACACACGAAAUGAUGUAGAUCAAUCACCGCUACUUAUCGCAACCAUCUAUGGGUAUACGGAGAUUUUCCGAUUGCUGCUCGAUGAAGAUGGGAUCGAUAUAAACGGAACGGACUUGAUCGGGUGA